Messenger RNA from Dicrocoelium dendriticum, 761 nucleotides. Lineage: Eukaryota; Metazoa; Platyhelminthes; Trematoda; Plagiorchiida; Dicrocoeliidae. The record is from the annotation of a GenBank genome assembly.
AUGCCAACCAGUAGCGCUCUAAUCAGCGUGACUGAGUUCCCUCCCUUUGUGAUCACCCUGGAGGAGGUUGAAUUCGUCAUGCUGGAGCGCGUCAGCUUGUCGAUUCGCACGUUCGACAUGGUGUUUGUGUUCAAAGAUUACACCAAGAAACCAGCCAUGGUAAACUCCAUUCCAAGUACAUCGCUGGAAUUGGUCAAGGAAUGGCUAUUGUCGUGUGAUUUAUUCUACGCUGAAGGUACCAAGUCUUUGAAUUGGCCCAAGUUAAUGAAGACCAUUUUGGACAAUCCAGAAGGCUUUUUGGAGGAGGGUGGUUGGUCCUUUAUAUCUCCGGAAGAGGACACCGACGAGGAUGAGGAAAAUACUGAUGUCGAAGAUGAGAACUACGCCCCCUCGGAAAGUGAGUUGUCUGGGGAUGGCGACGAAGACGUCAGCGGUGGCAAUUCUAGUGGCGAUGAGGAAGACGAUGAAGAUGAGGAUUGGGAAGCCGAGGAAGAAUCCGAUCGUCCGGAAAGUCUGGACUCCGACGAAUCUGAGGGUAAAGAUUGGGAUGAAUUGGAGGAAGAAGCGAAACGCGAGGACGCAAAGAAUUCGCUUCUUGCUGAUGAGGAUCACCGAACAGGUCAUUCAUCCAAGCGACGCCAUGCUUCAAGCCCUACCUCGGAUGCACGUAAAAAGUCGAGCAAAUCCUCCCACUCCUCUGGCUCCGCUGCCAAGAAGCAGAGACAUCGAUAGAGCACUGUGUCCUUUCUCGUCCGUGCGCG